Hydatigera taeniaeformis is the source of this 1104-nucleotide messenger RNA. The record is from the annotation of a GenBank genome assembly. Lineage: Eukaryota; Metazoa; Platyhelminthes; Cestoda; Cyclophyllidea; Taeniidae.
AUGUCUGUCAUAUUAAGGCUACUUCCUGAUUCUCAUACCUGUGUCGCUGGAAGUCCUUUGGAAGCACAGACAGCCACCUAUGACCCAGAAAAACCUAUUUACGAGAACUUUUUUAACUAUUCUCAAUUCGCCCUCUACUACUUUCCGCAAGUGCACUUCUUCGACAAGUACUUCACCAUUGUCCUCUUUACAAUCGGCUUUCCUGGUAACUUCAUUGCCUUCAUGGUGUGGUCCAGCAAAAGGAUGUACCAUGGAAACUCGGCGGCUGUCUAUCUGGCAGCUCUCUCACUCAAUGACACUGUUGUUCUAGCCAUUUCUCUCUUCCGAGACUUAACAAGAACUUGGGAUGUACCCUUCUAUCCUACUACAGGGUCUUGUGAAGUCCUUGAAACCGUCACACUGACUGUUCAGUAUGCCUCUCCCAUGUUCGUCCUGGCCUUCACUGUGGAACGAUGGCUAGCGAUCUGUCAACCUUUUAUGGUCUCCCGAAUCUGCUCCGUUAAGCGUGCUGUCCAUACCUGCAUUGGUAUUAUCCUUCUAACUCUUCUAGUUUGUUCUCCCAUGGCUUAUCUGAUGGGCACAGAUCCUCAGGGUUGCCAGCCACGCUCUACGGCCGUCUUCUACUUUACUACAACUCUCGAAGUUCUCUACUCUCUCGUGGCUCCACUGCUGGUACUCACCUUCAACUGCCUCGUAAUAAACGAGAUGGCAAAGAUACGACGCGCUCAAAUGAAGAAAAUGAUUCGAUGUGCAACGCGAGGUAGUACAACUAGUGGACGGGUCAACGAAUCGGGGACGAUGCAACGACUGUUUCGAAGAUCCACUGUCAAUAAGGACUCUGAGGUUGGAAUAAGAAAAUUGUCUACGUCCCUUAAGGAGCCACACAGAGGACAAGCAGAUAGUGAUCAGGCAGGAGGUUGUGGAGAGGCCUCUUCACCCAAAUUCAGGUCUACCACUAUAAUGCUGUUGGUGGUCAGCUUCUACGUCAUUUUUGCUACUCUCCUUGGUGGUUUGUGGUAUGUGCUUGACCUCAAGUUCUCCAUCGAUGCCUAUAUCGGAUGGCCGAAGCGUCAGGUAAGCUCUCAAAAUCAGUCCAAUUUAUGA